Messenger RNA from Rhipicephalus sanguineus (brown dog tick), 933 nucleotides. RefSeq lists its product as uncharacterized. Gene Ontology annotation, biological process: protein processing. Gene Ontology annotation, cellular component: plasma membrane. Gene Ontology annotation, molecular function: metalloendopeptidase activity. NCBI's taxonomy places the organism in Eukaryota, Metazoa, Arthropoda, Arachnida, Ixodida, Ixodidae. The record is from RefSeq and is a predicted model, not a curated record. The transcript has 4 exons. Bases 1 to 933 code for a protein of 310 amino acids.
AUGACAGUGCAUCCCACGAGCAUCACGUACAGCACCCUCCUCGCGUCUCGUCAGGCGACGAGCGUCCAGCCGGCCACCAGGCAGUCCGUGGAGGACACCCUGAACCUGGUGCAUUCGGUGGCGGUGACCACCGUGCGGUCCUCGAACAAUCUCAGACUGCUGGUGCGCGACUCGGCGUACUACAUGCUGCUCGAAACGCAUCCCGUCGUGUGGCCGCUGCCGCCGAACUUCGACGCGACCAAACUGGGGACCUACUACGGCGACACCGUGGACGGCUCGCGGGGAUUCUUCGGCCACUGGCACUCGAGCCGCCUGGGAAUCCAGCGCUCUUUCGGAAGAAGCAUUCACACCGCCGCUUCCGAGUUCUACAAGCUCGACCCGACGUCGCUGGCCAGCUACAGUCCGGCCUUCAAGGGGGUGUCCGUGGCGACGGCGGCCAUCCAGACGCCGCUAUACUACGGCGCCGGCACCGCGGCCAUGCGCUUUGGCGGCCUGGGGUUCACGUACGCGGCGCAGCUCGUGCGCAACAUGGACGCCCGAGCGCUCCAGGACGCGGCCGCCAUCGCCGAGUCACCAGUUGCCCUGGAGGCGGACCACGUGUUCCAGUCUUUCGAGUGCUCCGACGCGAAGGAGAAACAGGCGGCGUUUCCUCACUUGCCGGCGCUGGUCCUCGCUCACGCGGCGUACAAUAGGAGCUUGAACGGAAGCGCGGAAGACGCCCGGCUGAAAGGCUUGGAGAUGUUCACGUCGACGCAAGUCUUCUUCAUGACGGCGUGCCUCAGUCUAUGCGAGGAAGACGCCGCGGGACGCCACCGGUCGGACGACUGCAACGCGGCCGCGCGAAACUUCGCUCCCUUCGUCGAGGCCUUCGGCUGCUCUCCCGGUUCGCCGAUGAACCGGAGGGAGAAAUGCCGCCUAUUGAAGCCAAACUAG